Molecule: messenger RNA, 366 nt
Organism: Arachis stenosperma
Lineage: Eukaryota; Viridiplantae; Streptophyta; Magnoliopsida; Fabales; Fabaceae
Exons: 1
Coding region: 1-366 (121 amino acids)
Source: RefSeq, a predicted model, not a curated record
AUGUCGGUUCUGAUAAAUGGGACGCCAUCCAAGCCGUUCAAGAUGAAAAGAGGGUUGAGACAAGGUGACCCACUUUCUCCGUUCUUAUUUGUACUGGUUGUGGAUGUUCUGCAUCGUUUGGUGGGAGAGGUGGUUAGGAAUGGGCGUAUAUCUCCUUUGUUGAUUGACAGAGAUAGUAUAGCGCUGUCACAUCUUCAGUUUGCUGAUGACACAAUUUUGUUCUGCCCCCCAGAGGAUGACACUAUCAAGAAUUACAAGCGGCUAUUGAGAUGUUUUGAGUUGAUGUUAGGUCUCAGUAUUAAUUUUGACAAGUCAAGCUUGAUUCCGAUAAAUUGUGAUGAACAGUGGAUUCAGACUAUGUGUUAG